ACCACUGUUGCUGCAUUAUGUAGUACGAUGCAACGACCUCGAAGUUAUAGUUUGGACUGAGGAACAGGCUAACAAGUGUGUGUGUUUACAUUAAAGACAACAAGAAAAGACAAACGGUUUACUGUCUGGUACACAUCGAACUCAGGCUGUACUUGCGUAAAUUUAAUUGCGUUAGGCGGCGUUGUUGGACGUUUUGUGCCAUUAAUUCCGAAGCCCUCUUUACAGUAUGAUGUGCAGUUAUGGCAAGGAGUAGUAAUAAGUCAGUUGCGAGGACCCUGGAGGAUUUAACGCUUGAUUCGGGUUAUGGUGGAGCUGCGGACUCCUUCAGGUCUUCCAGUGCUUCCUUGUGCUGUUCAGAGGCACAUAUACCACCGUAUGCGCAUGGGGGGAAUUUCUGGCAUUUAACCGAUUCCAUGCACAGUCGCCACAACAGCCUGGACACGGUCAACACCGUCCUGGUCGAAGACGCCGAGAACCUGGAGUGCUCCGGACAGUGCGCUAAACUACCCGAGUUAGAGGACGUGCCAUGGAGCCUCGGGGAAAUAGAGAGCGCAUUAAACAGGGACGAAGAGUUGAGGCUUGGGAUCGUGUCACAGGAGAUCCUGGCUAGACUCUCCGUCCUUAUCAGCCGUGCGCUGGUGAGGGUCGCCAAGGAAGCGCAGCGCCUGAGUUUGCGCUAUGCCAAAUGCACCAAAUAUGAGAUUCAAAGUGCCAUAAAGAUUGUAAUGUCUUGGACCAUCUCGGUGAACUGCAUCACCGCGGCACUCAGUGCCUUGUCCAUGUACAAUAUGAGCACUGAAGACAAGUUCAGCCGUGGAAAGUCGCUCCGGUGCGGACUAAUUUUCAACGUAGGGAAGUUCUUCAGGUGGCUGGUGGACAGCCGAGUUGCGGUGAGAAUCCACGAGCACGCAGCUAUCUACCUGACUGCGUGCAUAGAGAGUCUCUUCCGAGAGGUGUACGCACGGGCACUACGCAGCGCUCUGGUGCAGAAAAAUAACGGGAUCCCAAAGUUUACUGUCGAGUCCCUGGAACAAGCCAUUAACAACGACUCGGAGUUAUGGGGGUUUCUGCAGCAGUGUCAGCACCUCAUUUGCGGGAAGAAUGCAACUGGUGUGCUCAGUCUACCAGAGAGCCUGACUCUGCAUCGGGACCAACAGCGAUCAGGAAAGAGUGGGGAGGGCCACGCCUACAAUCAGUCAGAGCUGCGUUCGAUCGAGCAGUGCCUACUAGCCACUCGCGUGGGCAGCAUCUCUGAACUCAGUGACCUGGUGUCCCGGGCCAUACAUUACCUCCAGCCCCUGCAUGUGAAGAACCACACAAACGGGACUCCCAUCCACCAGAAGAACAGUCCGGUGCACUGGGAACCCGAGGCCCUGUACACCCUGUGCUACUUCAUGCACUGUCCCCAGAUGGAGUGGGAGAACCCCAACGUAGAACCCUCCAAGGUUACCCUGCAUACAGAGAGGCCGUUCCUGGUACUGCCCCCGUUGAUGGAGUGGAUCAGGGUGUCGGUGGCCCACGCAGAGCACCGACGCAGCUUCUCAGUGGACAGCGAUGACGUCCGGCAGGCCGCCAGGCUUCUCUUGCCAGGGGUCGACUGUGAACCUCGCCAGCUGAAGACAGACGACUGCUUCUGUGCAUCCAGGAAGCUGGACGCGGCUUCCACAGAGGCUAAGUUCUUACAGGACCUGGGCUUCCGUAUGCUGAACUGUGGUCGGACAGACUUGGUGAAACAGGCUGUCAAUCUGCUGGGGCCAGACGGCAUCAACAGUAUGAGUGAACAGGGGAUGACUCCUCUGAUGUACGCCUGUGUGAGAGGGGACGAGGCCAUGGUACAGAUGCUGUUGGACGCUGGAGCCGACAUCAACAGUGAGGUGCCAAACACAGUGCACAAGCAUCCCUCAGUGUACCCCGAAACGCGCCAGGGAACCCCUCUCACUUUCGCCGUGUCACACGGACAUGUCCCUGUCGUGCAGUUGCUCCUGGAUGCCCGGGCCAAUGUUGAGGGUUCACUACAGGAUGGCAUGGAGAACUACACUGAGACCCCACUGCAGCUGGCCUCCGCUGCAGGUAACUUUGAGCUGGUCAGUCUGCUGUUAGAGAGAGGGGCAGAUCCUAUGGUGGGCACCAUGUAUCGUAAUGGCAUCUCUACGGCCCCUCAAGGAGAUAUGAACUCAUACAGUUUGGCAGCUGCACAUGGACACAGGAAUGUGUUCCGUAAGCUGCUGUCACAGACCGAGAAGGGGAAGGGGGAUGUGCUAUCCCUGGAGGAGAUCCUGGCCGAGGGUACAGAGGAGGAGAGAGGCCUGGGGGAGAGGAGCCCUUCCCAGCUGGACCUGGUCCGGACAGGCAAGGCAAAGCUCAAGGCCCUGAGAGAAGCGAUGUACCACAGCUCUGAACACGGGCAUGUGGAUAUCACCAUUGACAUACGUAGCUUAGGAGUCCCCUGGACGCUGCACACCUGGCUGGAGUCCCUGAGGACGUGUUUUCUGCAGCACCGGAGACCCCUGAUCCAGGGUCUGCUCAAGGAGUUCAGCUGUAUUGAGGAGGAGGAGUACACCCAGGAGCUGAUCACUCACGGCCUGCCGCUCCUCUUUCAGAUUCUCAGAGCCAGCAAGAAUGAGGUGAUCAGUCAGCAGCUGUCAGUGAUCUUUACCCAGUGCUAUGGGCCGUACCCCAUUCCCAAACUAACUGAGAUCAAGAGGAAACAGACGUCACGCCUGGACCCUCACUUCCUGAACAACAAAGAGAUGUCGGACGUGACCUUCCUGGUGGAGGGGAAGCCCUUCUAUGCCCACAAAGUCCUGCUCUUUACCGCAUCCAACAGGUUUAAAUCUCUGCUAGCCAACAGACCAGCAGCUGAAAACACGUGCAUUGAAAUCAGCCAUGUUAAAUACAACAUAUUCAUGCUCGUGAUGCAGUACCUGUACUGUGGGGGAACAGAGCAUCUGCACAUCAGAAACACAGAGAUCAUGGAGCUGCUGUCAGCGGCCAAGUUCUUCCAGCUGGAGGCACUGCAGAGGCAUUGUGAGAUUAUCUGCUCAAAGAACAUUAACACAGAAACCUGUGUGGAAAUUUACAACCACACCAAGUUCCUUGAUGCCCCCGACUUGGCUUCCUACAUUGAGGGCUACUUCCUGAAGAACAUGGUGGUGUUGAUUGAGCUGGAGCCCUUCAAAGCACUGCUGUACGACAUGCCCCCAGACAGCCCCACCUCGGACAUCCUUUUGGACCUGGAGAAGACCCUGGCCAUCCGCAUUCAGUCCAUCCACCUGUCCUCAUCCAAGGGCUCCAUUGUCUGAUUGGCUGGUUGGUUGAUUGAUUGAUUGGUUGAUUCAUUGAGCUGCUACUGGGAAUGGAACGGUCAGUCGGUCACCAUUCCAUGAUACAACACAUACCAGUACUGAACCACACUCCCUCUUAAUUAGCCUGCUGUGCCGACACACUUCAUUGGGAUCUCACUCCGGCCUAACAAGCACACUCUAGGUCCAAACAAAGUGGACAGCGCUGGAACCCAGAAAUGGUAAAAAGGACAUUUCCAUAGAGGAAAAGCAUGAUUGAUCUUGUCGUUCUCAACCUGUCGUCUGGAUAGAAUCAGUUGUGGUGCUUUUCUCAGCAUUGUUCUGCAGUCCCACAUAACCUCCUAGUCUAUUUAUGAUUGGACCUAGCCAAACUAAACAUAAGAGACACUGGAGUCAGAUACUCUUUCGAAUCAAAUCCUUUUAUCGUUUGCUGUAGUCUGCCUGCAGUGUCAAAUGAGUAGGGUUUCUACUUUUGUAAUAAUUUCAUUGGUUCCACUGCAACAGGCAAGCUCAUUCAUCACCUUGGUUAAACAUGUAAACUAAACCCUUGUCUGCUACGAGUUCUAGAUACGAGUGUGGAUAUGAGGUCUUGUGUUUUAAGGCAAAGAAGAGAGAAACUCUAUUGAAAGACGGAAAACACAAGAACAAAGUUCCUUACUUGAUCCACUGUCAGAACUGUGUAAAUAAUGUGAAUAAAACACAGAGCCUGUAAGUUAAUGUAUAUACCCUACACAUGUUUCUUCUCCUGCAUCUCACCAUUGGAUAAUGCUGUAAAAACAAAAAAGCUGUUCUUUUCAGUGUUACCGUUCUAUAUGUCUCAAGUUGCAUGUCACAAGAAUGACUGUUUCUGUUGGAGUGUGGUUUAAGAGAGGCUUUCGGAGGGGGUCAGGUGUAGCAGAGUGAUUCUGUCAGCAGGUCUCUCAUGUCUACAGGUGUACUGGUGUCUUCACUUCAGGUUAGAACAGCUAAGGCCCUGGACUGAUUCAAGUGUCUCCAAGCAGGAGGUGUGAUGUAAGAUCCACUCUUUCUGUCUCUGUGAUCCUGCUCUCUAUGAUUUAAAACGUCUACUCUGAGACACUUCAUGGAUAUGAGCGUGGCUCAAAGGAUGGCAACGGGGCUAUUCCAAACCAGAGGUCAUCAAAUGUAUUUUCCAAACAUUGUCAAACUACAUGUAAAUGUGUCCGUUUCCUCUAUAAAGAUUAAUAUAAAGAA
This is a messenger RNA of Esox lucius (northern pike), 4514 nucleotides long. RefSeq names its product BTB (POZ) domain containing 11b (gene abtb3b). The record is from RefSeq and is a predicted model, not a curated record. The transcript has 17 exons. Lineage: Eukaryota; Metazoa; Chordata; Actinopteri; Esociformes; Esocidae. The coding region runs from base 240 to 3302 and encodes 1020 amino acids. Gene Ontology annotation, molecular function: protein heterodimerization activity.